Messenger RNA from Dimorphilus gyrociliatus, 1062 nucleotides. Lineage: Eukaryota; Metazoa; Annelida; Polychaeta; Dinophilidae. The record is from the annotation of a GenBank genome assembly.
CUCGAAUCCCACGUGUGUUUGAUAUUCAUCAAUUAUCGUUAUACACUUAAAAACUUUAUUUUUCUACGUUUUCAAUUGACUGAUUGACUGUAUUUACAUGUUUAAUUUAGUAGUACUUAAAGAUACUGUUAUAAUUAACCCAUGGAAUUUCAACAAACAGAGAUUUACUGUCAUUCUAGACACACUAAAUAAUAGAUUCUCGAACAAGGUAAUACAUAACGUUGGUCUAUGUCUUUCGGUUUGGGACUUAUUAAAAGUAGAAGACAGUUGUAUAUUACCUGGAGAUGGCGCAACUCAUACAAAUGUAACUUUUCGUGCUAUUGUUUAUCGUCCAUUUAUUGAUGAAGUUAUUGUUGGAAAAAUUAAAUCGUGCACUAAAGAGAGAAUUCAAGUCACUGUGGGAUGUUUCGAUGAUAUUUUCAUUCUACCUGAAUACUUACAAGAAAACUCAUCAUUUGAUAGCAAAGAAGAAACUUGGAAAUGGCAAUAUGAAGAUGGGGGAGAAGCGCAUGAUUUGUUUAUGGAUAUUGGACAGCAAAUCCGUUUUAGAGUGAUUGGUGAGAAGUUUACUGAUUUAUCUCCUUCUGGACCUAGGAAUGAGAAUGCUGAAGAAAUGGUAGAGCCUAAUCUUACAAAAUCGUACGAAAUUACUGGAAGUAUAUGCGAACCUGGUUUAGGAUUAAUUUCAUGGUGGGAAAGUUGAAUAACAGAGUUGUUUUCAUUCUUUAAGAAUCAGAGAUGUGAAACAAUUUUAUAAACCUUCAAGAAAAUUUAUGAGUUUGUUAUCAAGUCUAUUUUUAAUGCUCUAAGAUAAUCAAAGUUCAGGCUAAAAUUGUUAUGUCGUAUAUCUAUGUUUCCAAACUGUUUUUGUAGACUUCCUCAAGCUUAGGAUCUAAAUAAAGGACAAGACAUAAACCUUAUUAUCAGUCUUUGGCUUAAACGCCACCUAUCGUCGUUUAAUUACCUACAUUAUAAGAAGUUGGAUGAUGCUUAAUGCAAUAAACAAGAUCCUAUUUAUAGAUUAAAACUCUUGAUAUUAUAGAAAGUAAAAUUUCAAUAAAC